UUCCUUUUUCCAAAACAAUGAACUUCCGGUAUCGGAAGUAGCAUUUGGAAAUCAAAGAGUCUGGCGUAGCUAAAUGAAAUUGAAAUUCAGUCUAAUCACCAAUGCAUUUUUAGACAUUUUAACCUUUACGCUCUAUAAGUCUUGCGAAUAAAGUCGCAGUCAAGGAUUAAUUUUGAUCUAGCUGUCCGGUGUUGACCUUAUUCAUCAACAACUUGCGAUAAUGACACCAGUGGUGGAGUAAGCUAUUUUAACCUCACGAUGAAGUAUUUGGUCCUUGUUGUCUUUUGGGCUCCUUGUUGGGUCAAUUGUGUGAUUAAACCAAGGGCCAUUGAGGAAGAAACACGGGAAAAUGACCCGGAGUUAGAGGCUCUGAGUUCGUUGCUGUCUGACUUUGAGGUGCUGCCCAUGUCUGGCCUCCAGCAUCACUCGGUCAGGAAGAGGGACGCCCACACCCAGUCCCACCUGGAGCGCCUGAUCAGCUUCAGCGCCCUCAAGAGACAUUUCAAGCUGUACUUGACAACUAACACAGACUUGUUCACUGAGGACUUCAAAGCUGUGUUUGUAGAUAAGAAAGGGAAGGAGGACCGCUAUGAUGUUCAGCUUCAGAACUACUUUACCGGACAUCUUGUAGGAGAGGAGCACUCCCGUGUGCAGGCACACAUAGACGGGGACGAGUUCUCGGCCCACAUCCUGACAGAUGAGACAGAGUACAAUGUAGAGCCCCUGUGGAGGUUCACCGAGGCGUCCCCCGAUGGUCGUCUAUUGGUGUACCGGUCAGAGGACAUCAGGAACCUCAGCCGCCUGGCCUCGCCCAAGGUGUGUGGAUACGUCCACGCUGGGGCCCAGGACUUACUGCCAGAGGCCGCUAGAGGUGGAGAGGCACAGGAGGAUUCCCUCCACAGAGCAAAGAGAGCAGCCCACAACCACAAGAAGAACACCUGUCCUCUAGCCCUGGUGGCCGACUACCGCUUCUUCAAACACAUGGGCCGUGGAGAGGAGAGCAUCACACUCAACUACCUGAUUGAGUUGAUUGACAGAGUGGACGACAUGUACAGGAACACAACCUGGGAUGACGAGUUCACAGGAUACGGUGUUCAGAUCCAACAGAUCAUCAUCAACAAGGAGCCGACCAAUGCGCCACUUGGCCAGGCUGGGCCGGGCUGGACCCACUACAACAUGAAGGGAAGCCCCAUCCAAGGCAAGGAGGUGUGGGAUGUCAAGAAACUGCUGGAGCAAUUCAGCUCGGAUAUAGCGGACAAUGCUAGCACUGUGUGCCUGGCCCACCUGUUCACCUACCAGGACUUUGACGAGGGGACACUGGGCCUGGCCUACGUGGCCCCCUCUAAGGCCCAGGCUCUGGGGGGCCUCUGCCCCAAACCUUACUAUCCAUCUCAAUCCGCCAAGAAACCCAGCUACCUCAACACUGGUUUAACCAGCACCAAGAAUUAUGGCAAAACCAUUCUAACCAAGGAAGCAGAUUUGGUGACAACCCAUGAAUUGGGCCAUAACUUUGGGGCGGAGCACGACCCUGACAACAUCCCCUACUGUGCCCCAAGCGAUGACCAUGGGGGCAAGUUUGUCAUGUACCCUAUUGCUGUGAGCGGGGACCACUACAACAACAAGCGUUUCUCCGACUGCAGUAAGAUCUCCAUAGGGAAGACGCUGCGUUUCAAGGCCCCUGUCUGCUUCAAGGAGAGGAACAGCAAGGUGUGUGGGAAUUCCCGCGUGGAGGAGGGGGAGGAGUGCGACCCGGGCAUGCUGCACCGCAACAACGACCCGUGCUGCUCCGCCGACUGCAAGUUCAGGCCCGAGUCCCAGUGCAGUGACAGGAAUAGUCCGUGCUGUAAGAAAUGCAAGUUUGAGCAGGCAGGGAAGACGUGCCAGGAGCCCAUCAACGCCACCUGUAAAGGCAUGUCCCUAUGCACAGGUGGCAGCAGUGAGUGCCCAGCCCCAGACAACGCUCCGGACAAUACCAUCUGUGUGGACAGUGGGAGGUGCAGAGCCGGGGAGUGCAUGACCUUCUGUGAGGCCGUGCAGAACCUGCUGCCCUGUGCUUGUAAUGAGACAUACGACUCGUGUAAGGUGUGCUGUCGGGACAAAAAUGGUGCCUGCACUCCUUUCGUCAAAAGCGACGGGAACGUCCUGUACCUGCGCAAGGGGAAACCCUGUACCGUGGGCUUCUGUGAUGAGGCCGGUAGAUGCAUGAAGCAAGUCCAGGAUGUGAUCGAGCGGUUGUGGGAUUUCAUCGACAAGCUGGACAUCAACACAUUCGGGAAGUUCCUAGCAGACAAUAUAGUGGGCUCAGUGGUGGUGUUCUCUCUAGUCUUCUGGAUCCCUCUCAGCAUCCUGGUGCACUGUGUGGAUAAAAAUCUGGACAAGGAGUAUGAGGAGAACACCAAGACCAUGUACUUCCCCAGCCAGAUGGUUGAGGUACCUGUACUUAGUAGAGCUCCACCUUCAGAAUGCAGAGAUGCUGAGCAGCCUCGAGUCGGCCUCCGUCCGCAUCGUCAAGCCACCUCCGCCUCCCACCUUCUUCUCCGCCGCUCGGAUCCCACCCCACUCCCUUCCUCCUCUACCCCCAACGGGCCCGUCUGCCUCAGGCAGCAGCAGUACCCCAGCCCCAGGCUCGGCUUCGGGCCUUGGCCCGUCCUCGGGGAGCGUAGUGGUGGCGGGGGAGGGCCCACGGAUGGCCACCAUCCAGGAGGAUCCCAGCUGCGACUCUCACCUCGACAAGGACGACUUCCCUCCUCGCGGAGGCUCCAACGCCACCAAGUCUUCAUACGAGGACCUGACGGCGGAGCAGAGCACGCCACGCUCGGGCCGCCACGACAAGCGCCGCCUCAAGAGGCAGGCCUGCGUGGUGGACAGUAAAGAGACCCAGUGCUGAGGGAACAUGUGUUUGUAUAUGUACGCACACAGCCGUGCACACGUACUGGCAGACCUACGCACGUACACAGACACACUCACAAUUGUACAUGAGGGAACAUGUGCACACAGUCCAGAAUAGAUACAGUAUGUACACGCAUAGACACUCAUGUAUAUCCAUGCACAUAAUAGAUUACACUAUAAUAGUAGAUGCAGGUAACUGACAAAAUAAAGGAAACACUUGAGUAAAUGAGGGAUACAAAGUAUAUCAAAAGCGGGUGCUUCCACACAGGUCUGGUCCUGUGUUAAUUAAGCAAUUAAAUGUAUAAAAAUGCCCAGUUCCCAAUUAUUUUGGCUACCAUGGCUAAAAGGAAUCUCUGCGACUUAGAGGGGUCUCAAAGGAGCAAAGGCGGUUUAAAGGGUGUGUGUGUCACCAAAUCAACCCAAUUGAAAACUUAAAGGGAAAUUCUGGAGUGGCGCCUGAGACGGCGGUUUUUCACCACCAUCAACAAAACACCAAAUUAUGGAAUUUCUUGUGGAAGAAUUGUGUUGUAUCCAUACAAUAAAAUCCCAGACCCUUGUAGAAUAUAUACUAAGGCACAUUGAAGCUGACCGGGUGGCUCAACGUCCUACCAAGACCUUGUCUGUGUUUCUUUUAGUUUGGCAGAUACCUGUACAUGCAUACAUGACUAAACAUUGCACACGCACUGUUAUAGUACACACAAACACCCACUCAUAGACUAAAACUUGUUACACAGCACUGGCAGCAACACAGUAUCUAGCAGGACACUUUAGGGGCUGCUACAUCUAGAUUCUAUAAGGUCAAUUUGGAAGACUUGCGUACAACCAAAAUAGGUGCUUAUCAUGAGUAUAGUAAUGUUCUGACGCCAGUGACUGUUUUAGAAUAGCCUUGAUACUGAAUGAUUUGUGCCUUGUUAGUUUCAAGAGUCAAAGCCAAGUGCUUUCUUUGGCAUCACUCACUCCGAUACAGUCCAGACAGUCUAGUUUUUGGACAUGUUCUUUUGAAUGACUUGACUGGCAGAAUGGGUUGAUUGAUAUACCACUGCCAUGACUGUGAACUAUUGGUUAGGCUUAGUAUCAUGCUAAGGUUAAAAGUAAAAUGUGCUAUCGUAAAUGUCUGUUUAGUCACCUCAUGUCAGUAAGAAAAUGAUUUGCCUUUAUUUCUGAUAUUGCUUGUUUUUUCCCGCCAAAAUUCACCUCGUUAACCAUGCAUGUAAUAUUGCCGUAGGUAAUUCAGCUGUUAAAUGGAUGUCAAAGGGUAGUGUUAAAACGUAGAGGACUGGUUGAACCGUUGCCCAGGAAGAUAUUUUUCUCUGGUAAUUUAAACAGGAAAUGAAGAUUUGUGAAACGGGUACCGACUGAGAGGUUUAGUUAUUCUGGGCAGAAUACCAGGUGAAAUGAGCGCUGCACCAAACCUACCUAACCGUUUUCUCCACUCUAUUCAAGUAAUGAUUGUUUCAUUUGUAGUGAAAUAAUGAAACAUUUUUAUA
Molecule: messenger RNA, 4376 nt
Organism: Salvelinus fontinalis (brook trout)
Lineage: Eukaryota; Metazoa; Chordata; Actinopteri; Salmoniformes; Salmonidae
Gene: adam17a
Product: ADAM metallopeptidase domain 17a
Exons: 20
Coding region: 259-2871 (870 amino acids)
Biological process (GO): membrane protein ectodomain proteolysis; Notch signaling pathway
Cellular component (GO): plasma membrane
Molecular function (GO): metalloendopeptidase activity
Source: RefSeq, a predicted model, not a curated record